Messenger RNA from Leptopilina heterotoma, 917 nucleotides. RefSeq lists its product as uncharacterized. Lineage: Eukaryota; Metazoa; Arthropoda; Insecta; Hymenoptera; Figitidae. Bases 224 to 904 code for a protein of 226 amino acids. The record is from RefSeq and is a predicted model, not a curated record. The transcript has 2 exons.
GUUUGAAGAAGAAAUUAUGGAUUUUGAAGAGAAGGAAAAUACCAAAAAUGAUGUAAAAUAUAAAAGAGAAAUUUCAUCUGACCAUUGACAAGGGUAAAGAAAGUACUCAGACAAAAUUCUAUAAACGAAUACUAUCCUGGAUAAUCGGAGGAAUUUUAUUGACGAGGGAAGGAGAGGUGUAAGAUUUAACAGACGUCCAAUUCCUUAUAAUUUUGACUCGAAAAUGCAACGAAAAGGAACAACGCGUGGCAGAUCAAAAAUCAAUCAUCACCCGGAAAGAGAAUUCCAAUAUCCGACUGAUUUAUCGACACCACCUUCAUGGCUUGAUUUUCCAAUAGUAGAACCAGAGAGAAACAGACAACUUGGAGCAAUCCCACGUCAACCUAAACCAUCAGGACAUGGAAAUCCCCAAAUGGAAAUUGCAACUCUAGAAGAUAUUAAUCCAUCUAAUUUACCAAGGGUGUUAUCUAUAGACGAGAAUUCUAAACGCAGACACGAUGAAGACUGGGCAGAAUUUGAAAGUAGAUUAGCCGUACAAGAACUAGAUCGAUUUAUGAAGAAUCUGGAGCCAAAGACAUCUGUAUCUAUCGAAAGGCUCAGGGAGAGACAAGUAGAAGAGGUGGAAAAUAGGAAGACCAUAUUGAAAAGAGAAGAAGUAGUGAGACCAAAUGAUGAGGAUGAGAUUGAUACACCACGAUCAAUUACACCUCCUGGUCCACCUAACAGACUUGACGAUAAGGAUAAUGCUACUUCUUCCAGGAUAUUGACAAGGAGAGCCAUACUGAGAAAAACAACGGAAAGAUUCUUCAAUGAUAUGGAGUCGAUUCCAACAGACCCUACAUUAGAUCCACCGCCUAGGACUUGCUAUAAUUGCUGGAGGAAGGGACAUAAUCGACCUAAUUGAGAGUCUCCAGUUG